AGCGCGCGCUUGGUUGGUUGGUUUUCGAAAUCUAUAAAACACCUGCUAAUCGUUCAGAUACGUGGUUGAGAAAGUAACUUUAAUUGCUAUUGUCCUUUAAUAUUUACAUUUAAAUCGAGAAUGUUUUAUUUAUAGUUUGUAUAGUAAUAUUUUAUUAUAGGUUUUAACCAUAGAUGUAUGUGGAAAAAAUGAAUGACUCGGAGACUAUAAUUGCAGGUGUUAAAAGAUCUGAAAUGAAUUUAAACAGUAAAUCUGUUGAUGGAUUUAACAAGCAGAAAAAGAAAAGGCACAAACAUAAAUUAAAUAAAUCAGACUUUAUGGCAGAAAUUAUUACUAUAGAAUCAGAUGAUGCUCUAAAUGAUGUUGUGCUCCAAGAAAGUAUGGAAAAAUGUAUUUUUGGAAAUCCAGGUGAUAAGAAAUCUAACAGACACAACAGAAAACACAUCACAAAUGAGAAAAAGGAUUCUUUUAAAAAGAAAAAUGAAUGUAAGUUUGUUAAUUCAGACGAUGUAAAUGACUGUGACAUCUUUGAAUUGGCUACCCUUGAAAAAAUAGAUAAUAAUGGAAAUUCUAAAAAAUUUCACAAAAGAAAAAAUAAAGUGACUAAUGCUGAAAACUUAUCUAAUUAUAGAAAUGUGGGCAUAAAUGAACAGGAAUUAAAAAAUAAUGUAAAUGCAGAAACUUUAAUGGAAUUAAAUCAGCAUGAAAAAAAGCACAAACACAAAUCACUUUGUGUUGUGGAAAAUGUAUCUAAUUAUAAAAUUCAGGAAUCUGAGGAAGCAGAAAAUAACAGAAUUUUGAAUGAAUUGUAUAAACGGAAAAGUCGUCAUAAACGUAAACUGACUAAAAAUGAUAAAAUGUUAGAUUGCUUAAAUACAGAUAUAUGUGAUGUUGAACUGUCUCAGUUUGAUUUCAGCAGUGAAAUUUCUAAUGGUGUUCAGAAACAGAAAAGAAAGAAGAGAAAAAAAUUGGCUACUGAAGAAAAUUUACCAACUGCUAUUUGUAUGGAAGCAAAUCAUAUUUCAAACAAUAUUAUGUAUCAGGAAAGUAAUGAGGAGGAUGUUACAAAAAAUUCUCAUGAAGAGAAUGUUUCAAAGUUGAACAGAAAAAAAAAUAAGUAUUCUGAAAUUGAAUCGCAUACUUAUCAAAAAAGGAAAUAUAGUUGUAUUAAUGAUGCAAAUGUAUUUGAUUGUGAAAUUGCUGAAACUGCUACUGCUAAAAAAUCACAUGAUGAUGUGAAUUCUAAGAAAUUUCAUAAAAAGAAAAAACAUAAAGUGACUGAUGAUGAAAAUAUGUUUGCAUGUAGAAUUUUAGAAACAGAUAAGCAAGAAUUGGAGAAUGAUACAAAUGUGAAAAUUUUAAAGAGUUUGAAAAAGAAAAAAAAGAAGAAAGACAAACAAAAAUUAUCAAGCAACAUGGAAAAUGUGUGCUGUUAUCAGGAAUCAGUCAAUGAUGAAUCAGGAAAAAACAGAAUUGUCGAUGUAUUGGAGGUACACGAAAAGAAAGAUAAAUAUAAACAGACUGAAGUAGAUAAAUUAUCUGAUUCCCACACUGCAGAUUUAAAUAUUAUUAAUCAUAAUGGCUUAAACAGUGAGACUUCUUAUGAAUUUCCCAAAAAGAAAAAGAAGAAACACAAACAUAAAUUACUUGAUGAAAUGGAAAAUAUAUCCAAUUGCAACAAUCAGGAAUUGCCUACAGAUCAUUCUAGUAUAAAUAAUAUUUAUGAUAUAUUAGAUGUAUACAAAAAAGAUAAAAAAACAGAUACAGAAAAAAUAUCUGAUUGCAAAACUGUAGAUUUAAAUACUAUUGAAAUAGAUGAAAAUUAUUUAAACAGUAAAAAUUUUAAUAUAUUUCACCAGAAUAAAAAGAAAAAGCAUAAAAAAAAAUCCCUUGAUGAAAUAGAAAAUAUAUCUAAUUGCAAAACUAUUGAUUCGGUUGUUGUUGAAAUGAAUCAAAAUAAUUUAAAAGGUGAAACUUUAAAUAAGUUUCACAAAAAGAAAAAGAAGAAACACAGGCAUAAUUUACAUGAUGAAAUGGAAAAUAUUUGUGAUCGCAACAUUGAGGAAUCAAUCACAACUGAAUCGGGAAAAAAUAGUAUUCUUGAUUCAUCAGAUGUUCAAAAAGGAAAUAAACAAGCUGAUGUAGAUAAAAUAUCUGAUUAUAAAUCUUUAGAUUCAAAUGCUAUUGAAAUAAACCAGAAUGAAUUAAGUAAUGAAACUUUUGGAAUUCACAAACACAAAAGAAAGAAGCACAAACAUAAAUUGACUGGAGUAGAAAAUAUGUCAGAAGUUGUUGAAUCAAAUAACACUUCAAAUGAUGUUAUAAGUCAGGACUAUAUAAAAGAGAAAAGUAGCGUGCAAAAUUUAGAUUAUGAUGGAUUCUCUAGAACCAAAAGAAAUAAGAAGAAACAUGUCAAAAGUGUUAAAAUUAUUUCAAAUGAUGUACAAGAAAAAGAAAAAAUUGUUAGUAGUGAAGAAUUUGAAAAAAAAUGUCAGGAAGAUGCAUAUACAUCUUUUGAUACUUUUUUAUAUGAUACAAAUGAAGUACCUGUGCCAUUUCCAGUGCCUUUAUUGCAUGAAGGUGAAACAACAGCUACAAUUCCACCUGAAAAAAGAGCAGAGUUAGAAGAAAAUGGAAUAGCAAUUCAUGAUGGGAAAUGGACAAAAGCUGAAGAUAAUAUUUUAACUAGAAAUUUUCAGCAGUUUGGUUUAGAGUUUGGCAUUAAUAAUCCAUUUCAGCUUCUAGGAAUAAAUCAACAUCGCAGACAUAAUAAACUUACUAAGUUUUUGAAAGCAAAACAUUUUUUGGUACGUUUGGGUAAAGAUCUCAACAACAGAACUCUUCGAAGCAUUUACAUGAGAGCAAGAAAGCUCUUUGAUCCUUUAAAUAAGGGGAAACUAAGUGCAGAAGAAAGUAUUGAUUUGAAACAUGCUCAUGAAUUAGUUGGAAAUAAAUGGACAAGAAUUAGUGAUAUGCUUUCAAGAAGUGCUAACAACUGUCACACUGCUUAUAGGUGGCAUAAAAAAGAUAUAAACAAAGGUAAAUGGACACCCGAUGAAGAAAGUAAUUUAAUUAAAGCUAUUAAAUCUGUGACUGGAUCAGAAGAUAUUUCUGCAAAUAAUGUGAAAAAUAUUUCAUGGAGUGAUGUUGCACAACAUGUUCCAACCAGAAAUGAAUUCCAGUGUCAUAAACAUUGGGCUGGACAUCUUGCAUGGGAUUCUUCUGUCACUGAAAAGAAACGGUGGCAAAAGUGCCAUUAUGGUAAAUUGAUUUAUUUAAUAAAAGAUAAGUACUGUUUCAAUUCUGAACAGGAAAUUGACUGGAGAGAACUUCAUAAACAUUUUAAGCAUGUAGCUCCCUCGUAUAUCUUUUUACGUAAAAAAUGGUCAUAUUUAAAAGGAAGGAUACCAAAAGUAUUACAAAAUUUAGAUUUCAGCAAGUAUCUAAAUGCUUUUAUAGAAAUGUAUAAAAAACAAUAUAAAAUAUUUGCAGAUGUAAAAUUUUAAUGUUUAUAAAAAUCAAACCACUGACUAUAAUUGAUUCUUCAAAAGAGAAACUUAUACUGUCUCAUUAAGCAUUAUUAUUUGAUUAAGUUUUGUGUUCUAUUCUAGCAUAAAAAAAUUUUCAAAGCAGAUGAAAUACAAAUAUGUUAUCACAAUUUAACAUGUUUAUCAUACUGUGAUAGGAUUGAUAAUUUGAUUUAUUAGCUUUUAAGAUAUGUGCUCACAAUAUUUGCUUUAAUUUUAA
Messenger RNA from Argiope bruennichi, 3747 nucleotides. Its product is annotated as transcription termination factor 1-like. The transcript has a single exon. The record is from RefSeq and is a predicted model, not a curated record. Bases 174 to 3506 code for a protein of 1110 amino acids. Lineage: Eukaryota; Metazoa; Arthropoda; Arachnida; Araneae; Araneidae.